Messenger RNA from Adelges cooleyi (spruce gall adelgid), 4192 nucleotides. RefSeq names its product neuropeptide CCHamide-2 receptor-like. Lineage: Eukaryota; Metazoa; Arthropoda; Insecta; Hemiptera; Adelgidae. The record is from RefSeq and is a predicted model, not a curated record. Gene Ontology annotation, biological process: G protein-coupled receptor signaling pathway. The transcript has 4 exons. Gene Ontology annotation, cellular component: membrane. Gene Ontology annotation, molecular function: G protein-coupled peptide receptor activity. Bases 264 to 1397 code for a protein of 377 amino acids.
GACACGCGGUUUUGACGUUUUGCCAAUCGCACGCGUCUCGUUAUGUCCGCACGUUCACGGAGCGACACGAAAAGUAUUCAACGGCCGAGCAACAGGUGUUUUUGAUAACAAUUAUUAUUGCCCCGGCCGUUCUUGUGCGGCGGUCACCGCGCUCGUAUUACACACAAAAAACACACACUAAAGAGCAAUCGCAUAUACGGUCGUCGACUCAAUUGAUCUCAAAUCAGUUAAAAUACUAGAUUUCGAACCUGGUACUAUCGAUCAUGAACGUGACGGCGGAUACCGAAGACCAGUACGUGCCGUAUUCGGAAAGGCCCGAGACCUACAUAGUGCCGGUGAUUUUCGCCAUGAUAUUCGUGGUGGGAGUCCUUGGCAACGGCACCCUGGUGUUGAUAUUCGUCAGGCACAGGAGCAUGAGGAACGUACCCAACACUUACAUGCUGAGCCUGGCGCUCGGCGACCUGCUGGUGAUCCUGACGUGCGUGCCGUUCACAUCCACCGUUUACACCGUCGAAUCGUGGCCGUACGGCGAGCUCAUCUGCAAAAUAAGCGAAGCCACGAAAGACGUUUCCAUCGGCGUAUCGGUGUUCACUUUGACGGCGUUGAGCGCCGAGCGUUAUUGCGCCAUAGUCAAUCCAAUUAGACGUCACGUGUCGUCGAAGCCGUUCACACUGAUCACUGCCGUGGCAAUCUGGAUUCUGGCCAUCGUGUUGGCCAUCCCGUCUGCUACGUUCUCGUACGUGGCCACCGAAAAUUUACCGACCGAAAACGUCACGUUGGAAUACUGUUACCCGUUUCCGUCCACGUUAGGCAACGGCUACGUCAAGAGCAUGGUGGUGUUCAAGUUGCUCACGUACUACGUGAUCCCGCUGUUCGUCAUCGGCGGUUUCUACUUCCUAAUGGCCCACCACUUGAUGGUGUCGGCCAGGAACAUGCCGGGUGAGCUGCAACACACCGGCCAGUCCGGUCAGAUCCAGGCCAGGAAAAAGGUGGCGAAAAUGGUGUUGUCUUUCGUCAUAAUAUUCAUGGUCAGCUUUCUGCCGUACCAUGUGUUCACCGUGUGGUUUCACUUCUAUCCGUACUCAAAGGAAGUGUACGACGAUUAUUGGCACGCGUUUCGCAUAGUCGGCUUUUGCCUGAGCUUUCUCAACUCGUGCGUCAAUCCCGUAGCCCUGUACUUCAUCAGCGGCGUAUUCCGUAAACACUUCAACCGGUACUUGUUCUGUUGGUUCCCUUUUGCCCGGCCCAUCGGGCACAUCGGCGGCGGCGCCAUCCUAGGCACCGCCGCCGAGUCAACCGCUCAAGACAUCAACCUCACCCGCGUGAACAGCACGUCAUGCCGCCGCCACAACUCGGUCAUCACCAGUCACGUGACUCUCAACAGUUGCCAUACAUGACGAAAGCGCCGAGCCUCGAAAAUCGCCGCUGGUAGAAUCAGACAGUCUCGGCCGGCGUCCAAGACCAGAAAUUGUAACGUCAUUUGAUUCGAUAGUCACCCAGUAACGGCUUGCCCGAAGUGGAUCGUUCGUUUUUCGGUUUGUUCGGAACAAACAAUCACGAUUAUACUCGCAAAGGUCGUUUGGAUUCUGACGGCCAUUUUUGAUUUCAUUUCGAUGCGACGAUAUCGGGACAGUGGUGUUAAUCUAUUACCGAUUACUAGUUAUUGACAUAAACCGUCUUGAUAUGUCUUGAUACUUCUUUGACUUCGAAUAAGACCACCAGAUCAGUGGAACUUCGCAACCAAAGCAUUGGAUAGUAAUUGUGUUGCCACAAUUCCACGGUCCUUAUGCCAUACAAAAGGAAUCGGCAAGCCAAAUUCUGUCUUUCAACAAAUCUCUAUCCGCCAUUGACUGCGUGCAUUUAUUUACGAAAUCCAUCCUUUUCGAACAUUUUUUCGGGUUAAUGCUACUUCUAAAUUUCUUUAAACUAAUAUUUCUUACUUAAUCGUUUCACUGUUUUAUUCUUUCAUUACGCCCAAAUCAUCUUUAUCAAUUUUCUCUCAGUUUACUCCUUUUUCCCUCGUUUAUACUUUAUCAUUUAUUCCUGAUUUUGUCUCACAUGGUCAAUUUCUCUCAACGCCGAACGGUUAAUACAAACAAAAUUAUAUGAUAGAACCCUUUUUUAAUUGUACAGAUCUCUACUGUCCUUCCUUAAGGGACCAAGGUUAACUGGAUAGGGUAUGUACUAUUGGUAAUCAUAGAAUCUGGAAAUUUCCAAUUAUACCUGCCUUUCUUACUCCGACGCAUGAAAACAUCCUUACUCACUGCCAUCUUCACCUCUGUAUCAAAUUAUAAUAUCAUUUAUUAUUAUAAUUUGUACAGUGUUAAAAAAUUAAUAAAAAUAUUUUAUUUUUCACUUUAAUUUCUUACUACUGGAUUAUCAUUCCGGGUUUUGCAAUACAUACUAUUGUUUAUUCCUAGUUAUAAUUUUGAAUAGCAAAGUUAAACCUAUUUCAUGUAUUUCAAUGUCUACAUACAAUAAUAAUCUUGAUAUUAUAUAAUAUUUGUUUUUAAAAAUAUUUUAAUAGUUUAGUUGGUGAAAAAAGCUUUUAAUUCUGUAUUUACCGUCCAUGCAAAUUUGUAUGAAUGCAUCAAUUAUAUAGUAAGAUUGUGUAAUAAGAUUAUGAUCUGAAAUUGGUUGGACUCAAGUUGUCUGUUUGCCUUUUAAACAAAAGAUGCAAAUUUCAAUUGUUUUUUUUACGGAAAUAACCAAAAACUUAUACUCUGACUUAGCCCAUUAACAUCACAAGAAUAAUAGUUUUAAUAAAAAUUGAUUUAUUUCUAUAAAUAUAUUACAUUUCUACGUAAUAAUAUAUAAUAUGUAAUACAACGUUAUGUACGUUUUAUCAAAUCUAUAUUAUCUGACCCUAUGCAUUAUAGUUUAACCUUUAACCUAACAAUAUAAAUCCUCAUUCUUAUUCUCUCCAAUCUGUAUAAGGCUAAGUAGAAAAAUGGUUUCAUCUCCCUAUGUUUCUCGUUGUAUGGGUUAACUUAAUUUGUUAUGUUACGAUUAUUAAGUAUUUAUGCUUGUAUGCCAUUGUUUGAUUAAACUCUGAGGCACUGGUCCUUCAAAAAUAAAAAAUAAAUGCAAUCACUAAAGAGAUUUCCAAAACUUGGAUAAUCACCAAAAUUUAUAAGCAUAACGAUCAAAUAAAUAGUUUCCAUAUAAAUGCGAUAAAGAAUUUUAUUAAACGAAAAGAAUAUUACAUUUUUUUUUAUUGACAGUGUUUAAGGAUAUUACAAAAAAUAUUUCAUGAAAUGCCUAAAUAUUUACAUUUAUUUUAUAAAAAAACAAAUAAUACUGCUUUAUUAGUCUGAGAAAUUUAAGAGCAUUUGGUAUCCUUACAGUUACCAAUAAAAGGAUAGUUCAUUCAUCAAUGUGAACAGUUUAUUUUAUAAUAGAAUUCCUCAGAAAACCGAUUUAUAAUUUUAAUUUUCAAUUGACAUUUUUAGAAAACAGCAUAAAAACUAAGUUUUUCUUAUAAACUGAACAAUAUAUGAACUUUUACAUAAUAUUUUUUUCCAUUUGCCAUUUGCACACAAAUCAUUUAAAAUUCAGCUCAGUUAUAACCAAUGUAGGCUAUGGCAAUAAUAAUUGUUCAUUUGAUAGACAAUAACUCUACCCACUUCCCAAGUCUAUUUAUUUUUAGGCUCAAUUACAAAAUAAGGACUAUGACAACCAGUCAAUGACGAGAUCCUUUAGAUAUUGAAAUUUUAGGAACUUUUGCGAAACUUGACUGACAAAGUAAACUUUUCAUGUAAACUAUUUAUUUUGGGUUCGUGUUUGAGGCCAUCCUUAGGGGUGGAAUUUUCGAAAAGUACUAUGCCGGUUACCUUCGCGGGAGUGUACUCAAUAACUUCCCAAAGUUUCAUGGCAAUCGAAAGAAUGGUGUACUAAUGCAUAAAUGACACACACAUACAUUCAUUUUUUUAUAAAUAGAUAGAUAAAUAUACUAAACCCAGUAAUUUAAACAUUUCAUUUCUUUAGAGCAAGUCAUAUGCCAUAUUUUUCAAAGAUCCUUAACCUUAAUAGUUUAUUAAGAUUAAGAAUUCUGCACAACGUUGUAUUUACGAGUAUAUCUGUGCCAAAAAGUUUAGGUAAUAAAUAGUUCCUUAACUUUGUGAAAAAAAUAAGAAACUUGGUAUUUUUUAAGUGUUAUUUACUUUUAUUUUUGAGCCUUGAAGUUAAAAUA